AUGCUGAAGCAAGCAAAGCCCAAGACUGCGCGCGCCAAGCGCGAAAUGAAAAAGCGCGAGCCGCAACAGCACGAGAACCCCAAGACCACGCUCUUUGUAUCUGGCCAAAAGACGUCUCAGAUCCUCAAGCUCGCCGUCGCCGACCUCUGUACCUUGAAGCGCCCUAUGGCCGAGCGCUUCACCAAGAAGAACGACAUCCACCCGUUCGAAGAUGCCUCGUCGCUCGAGUUCUUCUCCCAGAAGAACGACACCUCGCUCCUUGUGCUGUCGCUGCACUCGAAGAAGCGCCCACACUGCAUAACGCUAGCUCGCACCUUCUCGUACAAGAUGCUCGACAUGAUUGAGCUGUACCUCAACCCGGAGACGUUCCGCACGCUGCAGCAGUUCAAGAACAAGAAGCCCUCGAUUGGCCUCAAGCCCAUGCUCAGUUUCCACGGCACCGUCUUCGAAGACCCCAACCAGACCAAAUACACGUUGUUCAAGAGCCUGUUCAUCGACUUCUUCAAGGGCCACGACACAAACGAAAUCGACGUCGAAGGCCUGCAGUACAUUGUCUCGGUUGCGGCCGAAGAACCCACCGACGAGCUGCCCAACCCGCAAGUACACCUGCGCUUCUAUCUCCUGCGCACAAAGCGCUCGGGCCAGAAGCUGCCGCGCAUCGAAGUCGAGGAAAUGGGGCCCCGCAUGGACUUUACCCUCGGCCGCGAAAUGUUCCCCGACCCAGACAUGCUCAAGCAGGCGCUCAAGACACCAAAGGGCAACGAGGCCCGCACCAAGAAGAACAUUGACAUGAACUCGAUGGGUGACAAGACGGCCAAGGUCCACGUCGGCAAGCAGGACUUUGGCAACCUGCAGACGAGGAAGAUGAAGGGUCUCAAGCGCGGUCGUAACGAAAGCGACGAUGACGAGGAGGUUGGUGUCGAGGAUAGUGAGAGCGAGGACGAAGAAGAGGAGAAGACGCCCAAGAAGGUAAAGGUAUAA
Exserohilum turcica Et28A is the source of this 981-nucleotide messenger RNA. RefSeq lists its product as uncharacterized. Gene Ontology annotation, biological process: ribosomal large subunit assembly; maturation of LSU-rRNA from tricistronic rRNA transcript (SSU-rRNA, 5.8S rRNA, LSU-rRNA). The transcript has 2 exons. Gene Ontology annotation, molecular function: rRNA binding. NCBI's taxonomy places the organism in Eukaryota, Fungi, Ascomycota, Dothideomycetes, Pleosporales, Pleosporaceae. Gene Ontology annotation, cellular component: nucleolus. The record is from RefSeq and is a predicted model, not a curated record. Bases 1 to 981 code for a protein of 326 amino acids.